Sphaerodactylus townsendi is the source of this 1915-nucleotide messenger RNA. It is a transcript of the gene SLC52A2, whose product is annotated as solute carrier family 52 member 2. The transcript is spliced from 4 exons. Lineage: Eukaryota; Metazoa; Chordata; Lepidosauria; Squamata; Sphaerodactylidae. The coding region runs from base 570 to 1859 and encodes 429 amino acids. The record is from RefSeq and is a predicted model, not a curated record. Gene Ontology annotation, biological process: riboflavin transport. Gene Ontology annotation, cellular component: plasma membrane. Gene Ontology annotation, molecular function: riboflavin transmembrane transporter activity.
CACCUUACCCAUUCCCCUUCCCCAAUAGGCCCUCUUCCUCCUGCACCUGCUCACUUUUGUCCUGGCACAUAACGGCUGGCAUCCUGCUUCUAUGGUAUAACAAACUCCAGGAGAACAUGGUCACACCCCCUAAGCACCCUACCACUCCCACCCCAUUAGCCAGGUUAUCAUUGUUGGCUAGGAGCAGAUCUGAAACAGUCGAUUUCCUUGUUGCCUCGUCCGCCUUCUGGACCACAAAACUGUCUGCAAGGCAAAUGAGGAAACUGUUGGACCUGAUAGUCUUGGGCAGAGUUUGACUCCCAGCAAAUAUCUGGAUAAUUGAAAUCUCCCGUUACUUGGGGGUCUGUAAUAGAUGCCCCCACCCCGAUGAGACCACUGUUGCUUUUCUCCCCCUUCAUUUUCACCCAGAUGCUCUCAGCCUGGCUCCCAGGAUUUAAGUCAAGGACCUGCUCACAGGUGUCGUCAUCCCUGACGUAGAGUGCUACUCGUCUGCCUUCCCUAGUUGACCUGUUUCUCUGGAAUAGGGCUGGCCCCAGCAGCGGAUCCUGCGCCCCCCGGAGCUCGGAGCCAUGGGCUUGGCGAUGCACCUCCUGGCCUGCCUCCUGGGCACAGGCUCCUGGGUGGCCAUCAACGGCCUGUGGGUGGAGCUGCCCCUGCUGGUGCCCAGCGUGCCCGAAGGCUGGCUCCUGCCCUCCUACCUGACCGUGGUCAUCCAGCUGGCCAAUGUGGGGCCGCUGCUCGUCACCCUGACCCAUCGCUUCCUGCCCGGGCGGCUCAACGAAGUGGGCCUCAUCUACGCCCUGCUCUCGCUGGGCUGCCUGGCCGGCCUGCUGCUGGCCUUCUUCUGGGGGGAGGCCAGCGUGGUGGGGGGCUCCCCUCGCAGCCUGGCCCUCCUGGGGCUGCUCUUCGGCCUCGCUCUGGUGGACUGCACUUCGUCGGUCACCUUCUUGCCUUACAUGCACAGGCUGCGCCCCCACUACCUCACCACCUAUUUCGUGGGCGAGGGGCUGAGCGGUUUGCUGCCUGGGCUGGUGGCCCUUGGGCAGGGGGUGGGCGUGUCCCAGUGUGUCAACAGCAGCCUCGCGGGCGACGGCGACGGGCUGCGGGUGACAUACCAGGCCCCGCGCUUCUCGGUGUGCGCCUUCUUCCUCUUCCUCAGUGGGAUGAUGGCCGUCAGCCUGGUCGCCUUCAUCCUCCUCAACCACCUCCCGGCGGCCAAGCAAGAGCGUGCCAAGGAGAAGUACCAGGCGCGGAUGCGGAUCAAGAGCCCCAACGGCCUGCAGGUGGAAGAGGGCGGCACCCCGGCCCACAACGCCUUCUGUCUCGGCAGCCGUCCCGUGGCUCAGAUGGUGUACAUCUUUGGGCUGCUGGCCUGGGUCAACGCCCUCACCAACGGCACGCUGCCCGCCGUCCAAUCCUACUCCUGCCUCCCUUAUGGGGACUUGGCUUACCACCUCUCGGCUACGCUGGCUGCCUUGGCCAACCCUCUCGCCUGCUUCCUGGGGAUGUUCCUGCCAAACAGGUCGCUGGUGCUGCUGGGGGCCCUCUCCGUGGCCGGAUCCCUCCUUGCCUGCUACAUCAUGGCCGUGGCGGUGCUCAGUCCCUGCCCUCCUCUUUUGCAUCUGCCGGCAGGCGUCAUCCUCAUUGUGCUGUGCUGGGUGCUCUUCGUGGGCACUCUCUCCUACGUCAAGCUGAUGAUCGGGAUGAUCUUGCGGGACGAGGGGCACUGUGCCCUCGUGUGGUGUGGGGCCGUGGUGCAGGCGGGCUCCAUGGUCGGGGCGCUCAGCAUCUUCCCUGUGGUCAGCGUGUACGGCCUCUUCCACUCGGGGGACCCCUGCCACAGCAGCUGCCCCAGCUGAAGGCAGGCACAACCGGGGGGGGCGGGGAGAUGGGUGGGUCCAAGGGGCUGCACCUC